Molecule: messenger RNA, 524 nt
Organism: Zea mays
Lineage: Eukaryota; Viridiplantae; Streptophyta; Magnoliopsida; Poales; Poaceae
Product: 60S ribosomal protein L39-like
Exons: 3
Coding region: 152-307 (51 amino acids)
Biological process (GO): translation
Cellular component (GO): cytosolic large ribosomal subunit; ribosome
Molecular function (GO): structural constituent of ribosome
Source: RefSeq, a predicted model, not a curated record
AGCCCAAACCAUCCCGAGCCCAUUCCACCCGUGCCUCCCGGAUAAAAACCCUAGCGGCCUCCGUCCCAUUCGAGUUUCGAUCUCUCCCAUCCGAGUGUCUCCUCCUCCGCCGCCGCCGCCGCCGCUUCCGUCGUCUCCGCCCGCCGAGGCCAUGCCGUCCCACAAGACCUUCCGGAUCAAGAAGAAGCUGGCCAAGAAGAUGCGCCAGAACCGCCCCAUCCCCUACUGGAUCCGCAUGCGCACCGACAACACCAUCAGGUACAACGCCAAGCGCAGGCACUGGCGUCGCACCAAACUCGGAUUCUGAGCGGUGGAAGAAAUGCUGGCUAAUGACGCUUGGGGGGUAUAGGGCUCUGCAGGCUAGGAAGCUCUUGUUUAAAUUUUUUUGCUUGUGUUAUUUGUCAUUGUAGUACCAUGUUUUGUCUGAUGGUUAAAGAACCGCCUUUAUGCUAUGGUGAAUUUAUUUAACCUUGCAGCGCCUUAAUCAGUUGAUCUCUAGCCAAUUAUUUUUCCAGUUUGCUAUG